GUCGGCAGCGGCUAUUGACGUUCUUGAACACGCUGGGAAAGAUGUGCGUUGUAGUCUUUAUGAUAAUAACCCAACAAUCCGCAUGGAUUUAACAAUCUCCAGCGUGACUUCUGUAAGGACACACUCUCCUGCUGUGGGCACACACCACACACGUUUGUGUCUCGCUCGAUGUGGACAGGUUUUACACAAGUGAGGACCCAAAGGCUGCUCGAGACGAGGGAAAGUACAUGUUAGCCAGCUAACAGCUGCUGUCACUGUGAAAGUGACAGUAAAACUUACCUAACAAGCGACUUAAACGUCCUGCGAGGCUCAAAAUCGCCGUUCCUGUGACUCUGGAUCAUCACUUCGCAUAAAAGAGAAGGAAUGGCGUUGAGCGCUAACCUGUGUCGUGUGACUCUGGGGGUCGAGGGCAUGACCUGCGGCUCCUGUGUCCAGUCCAUUGAGGGCCGGAUUGGGGGUCUACAAGGUGUCAUUCAUAUACAGGUGUCUCUGGAGCUGAGUAAUGCAACUGUGACAUAUGACCACACUUGCCAUAGUCCAGAAUCCCUAGCAGAGGCCAUUGAAGACAUGGGCUUUGAGUGCAGCCUGACAAACGCCACGUCAACAGCAGUCCAAACAGAAACCAAAGUCUUCAGCACAGCUGGCUGUAGCACAGACUCUAUCCAGCAGGCACGGUGCGCGCUGGCCCAAGCUAAAGGGGUGUUGGAGACGCAGGAGAGCGCUGAUCACCGAGGCCUGGCUGUCACGUCUGUCCCGUCUCUGAUCAGUGCGGAGCGGCUCGGGGACGUGAUGAGCUGCCUGGUUCCUGAUGCUCAAGAAGGGCCGAGCUCUCGCUCCUCCAGCGGAGUGGAAGCGGUGAAAAUGCGCAUUGAAGGAAUGGUUUGCCUGUCCUGCACUACAACCAUAGAGGGCAAGAUUGGGAAGUUAAAAGGCGUUGAGAAGAUUAAAGUCUCUCUCGAAUCCCAGGAGGCCGCUGUACUGUACCUGCCUUGCGUCGUCACGGUGGAUGAGAUUGUGAACCAAAUCGAGGUGGCUGGUUUCAAAGCCAUUGUUAAAUCAAAACCUCGUCAGUUAAAGCUUUCAGCUAGUGAAGUCGAGCGCCUGCUCAACGCUCCCAAACAGGAGGAGAAGGUUUCAGAGCCGUGCACAGACUCCAGCAUCACUACAGUGUUUCAGGUUACGGGAAUGCACUGCAAGUCUUGCGUGGUCAAUAUUCAGGACAAUAUAUCCAAGCUGCCUGGAGUGAGUUCGGUCGUCGUGUCCUUGGAGAACAGACAAGCUACGAUUCAGCACAACCCAAAACAAGCCUCAGUGGUGGAGCUACAGAAAGCCAUCGAAGCCCUUCCUCCAGGGGAUUUUAAAGCUAUCCUCCCAGCUUCCCCAGAGCCAGGCUUCCUCCAGCCGCUGGUAUCAGUCGCGGAGAUCCACAUCGAGGGCAUGACCUGUGGCUCCUGUGUUCAGUCCAUCGAGGGCAUGAUCUCCCAGAAGAAAGGAGUGAGAUCGGCCCAAGUGUCACUGGCCAAUCAUCAGGGAACCUUUGAGUAUGACCCUUUAGUGACGACCCCUGAGGAGCUGAGGGCCGCCGUAGAGGACAUGGGCUUUGAUGCUUUUCUCCCUGAGACAAAUUCAUUGGUGCCUUCAGUGCUCAAAAGCCCAUCGCCUCCAGCACCGUCUGUCCUGAGCUCGUCGUUAUCUCCGGUCUGGUCAGCCGUGAAAGAGGAUGAAGCAGAGAGUGACGCUGAGCUUGCAACAAACACGAUUUCCAAAUGUUUUAUCCAGAUUGGUGGAAUGACCUGUGCCUCCUGCGUGGCCAACAUUGAGAGGAACCUCAAGAACGAGCAUGGUGUACACUCAGUUUUGGUUGCACUGAUGGCCAGUAAAGCCGAGGUUCGAUUCAGCCCGUCGAUCAUCGAUCCUCAGAGAAUAGCGGAGUUUAUCCGAGAGCUCGGCUUCAUGGCUUCAGUGAUGGAGAAUUAUGACGGCUCUGAUGGGACCCUGGAGCUUGUGGUCAGAGGGAUGACAUGUGCCUCCUGUGUUCACAAAAUUGAGUCUAACCUGAUGAAGCAGAAGGGCAUCCUCUAUGCUUCAGUUGCCCUGGCAACUAAUAAAGCCCACAUCAGACAUGACCCAGAAGUGACCGGCCCGAGAGAUGUGAUCAGAUGGAUAGAGAACUUGGGAUUUACAGCCUCUCUGGUGAAGAAAGAUCGUCCUGGGAGUCACUUGGAUCACAGCCGUGAGAUCCAACAAUGGAAGAGAUCAUUUCUCAUCAGCUUGUUUUUCUGCGUGCCUGUUAUGGGCAUGAUGAUCUACAUGAUAAUCGUGGAUCACCAGAUCGACAUGUCCCACCACCACAACGCCACGGCCGAGGACAGAGAGAAAUACCACUCCACCAUGUUCCUGGAGAAACAGCUUCUGCCGGGCCUCUCCAUCAUGAACCUGAUCUCGUUUCUCUUCUGUGUCCCUGUGCAGUUUAUCGGUGGGCGGUAUUUCUACGGUCAAGCCUAUAAAGCUGUCAAGCACAGGACGGCCAAUAUGGAUGUGCUGAUUGUUCUGGCGACAACGAUUGCAUUCACAUACUCAGUGGUGAUUCUCCUGGUUGCCAUGGUGGAGGGAGCGAAAGUGAACCCCAUCACCUUUUUUGAUACUCCACCCAUGCUGUUUGUCUUCAUCUCGCUGGGCAGGUGGCUGGAGCAGAUAGCAAAGAGUAAGACCUCGGAGGCUCUGUCCAAGCUGAUGUCUUUACAGGCGACAGAGGCCACCGUUGUUACACUGAAUGAUGACAUGUCUAUGUUCAGCGAGGAGCAGGUGGAUGUGGAGCUGGUUCAGAGAGGAGAUGUUGUGAAGGUUGUGCCCGGAGGGAAGUUUCCAGUCGAUGGCAGAGUGAUUGAAGGACACUCGAUGGCAGACGAAUCUCUCAUUACAGGUGAAGCCAUGCCCGUCACUAAGAAGCCGGGGAGCACCGUGAUCGCGGGCUCCAUCAAUCAGAACGGCUCUCUGCUGAUCAAAGCCACUCACGUGGGCACAGACACCACCCUCUCUCAGAUCGUCAAACUGGUGGAGGAGGCGCAGACUUCAAAGGCUCCCAUCCAGCAGUUUGCGGAUAAGAUCAGCAGCUACUUCGUCCCGUUCAUCGUUGGGGUUUCCUUCCUGACUCUCGUAGCCUGGAUUCUGAUUGGAUUUGUGAACUUUCCGCUUGUGGAGAAGUAUUUCCCUGGUUAUGAUAAGAGCAUCUCUGAGGCAGAGGCGGUCAUCCGCUUCGCCUUCCAGGCCUCCAUCACGGUCCUCUGCAUCGCCUGCCCCUGCUCUCUGGGUCUGGCCACCCCGACUGCAGUUAUGGUGGGGACCGGUGUGGGAGCCCAGAACGGGAUCCUCAUCAAGGGAGGAGAGCCCUUAGAGAUGGCACACAAGAUUCAGUGUGUGGUGUUUGAUAAAACUGGCACCAUCACGUAUGGCGCUCCCAAAGUGGUCCAGGUGAAGAUGCUGGCGGAGGGGAACCGGAUGCCACGCUCUAAGCUGCUGGCGAUCGUCGGCACUGCUGAAAAUAACAGUGAACAUCCACUGGGUGCUGCCAUCACCAAAUAUUGCAAACAGGAGCUGGGUACGGAGUCUCUCGGCACCUGUACAGAUUUCCAGGCCGUGCCGGGUUGUGGGAUCAGGUGUCUGGUCAGUAACACAGAAAACCUGCUGAAGAGAGACGACAGCGACAGCGAGGAGAACCAGCGCAAUGCCGUCUUGAUCCAGAUCGGCGACACCAGAGCGCUCAGCAGUGACCACCCGCUCAUCAUGGACCCGCAGCCGCUCGCUGUAGUCCAGACGGCCUCGUUCACCGUGCUGAUAGGGAACAGAGAGUGGAUGAGGAGGAACGCGCUGCAGGUGCGAGCAGAUGUGGAUGAAGCCAUGACGGAGCACGAGAAGAGAGGACGCACUGCAGUGCUGGUGGCUGUGGACAAUGAGCUUUGUGCAAUGGUGGCCAUAGCAGACACGGUGAAGCCUGAGGCUGAGCUGGCCGUCCACAUUCUCACAGCAAUGGGGCUGGAGGUCGUGCUGAUGACGGGAGACAACAGCAAAACAGCCCGAGCCAUCGCUGCCCAGGUGGGCAUCAGGAAGGUGUUUGCAGAGGUCUUGCCAUCUCACAAGGUGGCGAAAGUGGAGCAGCUCCAGCUAGCGGGAAAACGCAUCGCAAUGGUGGGCGAUGGAGUGAACGACUCGCCGGCGCUGGCUAUGGCAGAUGUGGGCAUCGCUAUAGGCACGGGCACGGAUGUAGCCAUCGAGGCAGCCGACGUGGUGCUCAUCAGGAAUGAUCUUCUUGAUGUUGUUGGGAGUAUCGAUCUUUCUAAGAAGACAGUGAAAAGAAUCAGAAUCAACUUUGUAUUUGCACUGAUCUACAAUCUUGUGGGGAUUCCCAUUGCUGCAGGUGUGUUUAUGCCGAUGGGUUUGGUGCUGCAGCCCUGGAUGGGCUCUGCUGCGAUGGCUGCCUCCUCUGUGUCUGUAGUGCUGUCUUCCCUCCUACUCAAAUGCUACACUAAACCCAGCGCUGAGAAACUGGAGAGACGACUGGGCGAGGUGAGAAGACGCGGCAGCCUGUCUGAAGUCAGCGUUCACAUCGGCAUGGGAGAGCUGCGCCGGUCCUCGCCCAAACUCAGCCUGCUCGACCGCUUCGUCAACUACAGCCGGGCCUCCAUCAACUCGCUGCGCUCCGACAAGCACUCGAUGAACAGCAUGGCCCUCAGCGAGCCCGACAAGCACUCUCUGCUGGUGGGAGACGCUCACUGCGAGGAGGAGGUGGUCUGAGCUUUACCUCAGUGCCUGUAGACGAGGGGCGUCCCAAUUCAGUCGCCUCAGGAGAGGUUUGUCACUGUGAUGCUGCAUGGAUCAGCUUACACAGCUUUGGCUGUCCGGCCGUUCGAGAGGCUCUCCGUUUACAUUACAAGUAUUCUUGCUGGCCAAUUUAAAGGGAUAGUACACCCAAAAAUGACAAUCACACUCAAGUUGUACCUGUGUGAGUUUAGCCACAGUUGAGCACAAAACGAAGGUGUUUUGCAUAUGUUUGUAACCAGAAAAAAUACUAUGGAAAUCAAUAGGAACCAGAAACGUUUUGGUUACCAACAUUAUUCAACAUAUCUUCCUGUGUUUAGCACAUGUACAGGUUUGAAACAACUUGAGGGUGAAUAAAUAACAGGGUUUUCAUUUUUGGAUGCACUGUCCC
This is a messenger RNA of Sinocyclocheilus anshuiensis, 5206 nucleotides long. RefSeq names its product ATPase copper transporting alpha (gene atp7a). Gene Ontology annotation, molecular function: ATPase-coupled monoatomic cation transmembrane transporter activity; ATP binding; ATP hydrolysis activity. Lineage: Eukaryota; Metazoa; Chordata; Actinopteri; Cypriniformes; Cyprinidae. The transcript has 23 exons. The coding region runs from base 364 to 4791 and encodes 1475 amino acids. Gene Ontology annotation, biological process: monoatomic cation transport. Gene Ontology annotation, cellular component: membrane. The record is from RefSeq and is a predicted model, not a curated record.